AUGGCUACUACUUCUGAUGCGUUGAUAGCGGUAGCUGAUGAGAUUUUGGCACGUGUGGAUCACCUUUCUGCUGUUCAAAUCUCCAAAAAGGGUCGCAAGUACAAGUUUGUUAACAAUAACUUCCAGAGAGUCAGAGAGGAAGAUAAGCACUUGAUUGUUUAUCCUGAAGACUUGGAUAAAAAUCUUUCCACGGUUCUGGCUUAUGAAAUUCUUCGAAAUAUCAGCGAGGACAUUUUCGAAACCCAUACCGACCUCUGUCUUUCAAUUGUGGGAGCAGCACGGGAGUUGGAGGUUAAUGGCUGGUACGAGGAAGAAAACUCACUGGUGAUCAACUAUAGGGUGCUGAAGGCUAACUUUAACGAUACUAAUCGUGAAACGGCUCUUCUGUUUGCGCAAAAAGUCACUCCUGAGCAUCUCCAUAGAGCUUACAUUCUACUCUACUGUGCUAAAUUAAACUUCUUCCAUACUGAUCAUCACAUUGGUACCAAACUUGAAGGAGCCCAUGUUCGCCAGUAUGUUGAAGAAUUCUAUGGAGAAGAGGCAUUGGAGCUGCACAUGGUACUUGUAGCUCUUAAAAGCUUUGUCCACUGGGCCAACAUCAAAGGUCUUUUAUAUAAAUUGGAGGUGCCCAACAUUGACUUGGAUAACGAUGCAAUUCAAAAAUUCUCAACGUUUCCGGACCCUCCAGAGGAGCUUCUCUCUCAUGUUUAUGACAGAUACCCUAGUGGAACUUCGAAGUAUUCACUCAUGAGAAAAGCAAUGGAUAUACUUGCAGAUUUCGAUUACUCUAAGUUGGUUCCAUACCCACAAGGUGAGGAGUUCGACAUGAAAUGGCUCUUUGAUUUGUGCCACAACAUAGAGUCUGACCCUGUUCGCUACCAUUUGCGGUCAGUUGCCAAGAGACUCUCCAAGGACCCGGUGAACUUGCAAGAUCUCGCCAAUCAACAUGCAAAGAGUGCCAAGUGCUUGCUUUCGUACAUCAGCUUGGUGUUGAAUGUAUUUCACGAUAGUGGAGGAGAGUUUUUGCUCCAGAACUCCAAGAUUCCCAACUUUUCUGACGACCUCAUUGGCCAGUGGCCCGACUUGUAUGAGAACUUGGUUAAAAUCAGCAACAAGAUCGAUGAAUACGAGGAAAAGUCGUGGGACUCUGACGAUAUAGUGAGUCGACUUUUUGACGGAAGCAGAAACGUUUACGACGAGGUUUCAAAGAUGAGGGACUUGUAUGCUGAAGAUUACGAGUGA
Sungouiella intermedia is the source of this 1242-nucleotide messenger RNA. The record is from the annotation of a GenBank genome assembly. Lineage: Eukaryota; Fungi; Ascomycota; Pichiomycetes; Serinales; Metschnikowiaceae.